This is a messenger RNA of Artibeus jamaicensis (Jamaican fruit-eating bat), 1811 nucleotides long. RefSeq names its product chromosome unknown C22orf39 homolog (gene CUNH22orf39). The coding region runs from base 121 to 441 and encodes 106 amino acids. The transcript is spliced from 3 exons. The record is from RefSeq and is a predicted model, not a curated record. NCBI's taxonomy places the organism in Eukaryota, Metazoa, Chordata, Mammalia, Chiroptera, Phyllostomidae.
AGAGGUGGCGAGGAUUUAAAUCGUCAUAUCUGAGUUCCUCGGUCUCUCACGUGGUGUUGGCCUAAUCAAUCUUCAUUGGCUAGAGGGCUGAGCAGGCAAGGGUUUGGUACUCCUCUUGACAUGGCUGAGGGCGACGGCUGGCAGCCGCCACGCCCCUGCGAAGCCUAUCGCGCCGAGUGGAAACUCUGCCGCAGCGCUGGGCACUUCCUGCACCACUACUACGUCCACGGCGAGCGGCCGGCCUGCGAGCAAUGGCGACGCGACCUGGACAGCUGCCGCGAGUGGGAGGAGCGACGGAGCGCCGAGGCCCAGCGGUCCCUCUGUGAGAGCGAGCGUAGGAGAGUCCAGGCUGCACGAAAGCACACCCUGGUGUGGACCCCAAGGCAGAGCCCCCCUGCAGACUGGCAUCUCCCUCUGCCACAGGAGGAGAAAGACAAGUGACAAGCACCUUUGCACAGCUUCCUCUGGUCUGUUUCAAGUGGGGCUGUUGUAUGCGACCCUAAGGACUCUGACUUGCCUGAACGUUCCAGUAGUACCUGGGAGCUUCUGCCUGGCUUGAAACACCAAGCACCACAUCCCCAGGGCUACUUGCCCAGCCCUCACCUGCAUUCCCGGCCCCCUGCUGCCAUUGCUCUGGAAGACAGUUUUGCCCACUGCACAGCUUUCAGGAAGCCAAGGGCCAUCGCAAAUUGCUGCGAGCUACAGGUUGGGCUGUCUCAUGCUCUUCCCGCCCACCUCCCAGGGGGACAGCAGCACAGCAGAUGGUCAUCCUGAGGUCUAGAAUUCUCAAGUCAAGUCUUGAGUGGUAGCUAUGACCCCUGGGGACACACAGAGGUGUCAGAAUGAGGAAACUAAGUGGUCGUGCUGCCAAGAACACCUUGCCUAGCCCUGGUUUGGUGAGGACCAUGCAUGGCCAGCCACUGCUCACACAGGUUUGGCUAUGGCCCGCUCACUCGCUCAGGUCCUCUGCAGACACAGAUGGGGCGUACCUCUAGACCAGCAUGCUGCACCUCCUAGGCUCACAGGAGGUGAGAUUCUAGUUUUUAAGAACUGCACACAGCUAAGGACACACCACCUUCAAAAAAAAGUGUUCAUGGAUUCUUGGCUGAAGAAACCCAAACCUGGAAUUUUGGUCUGCUUAACAUUUCCCCUGGUCAUUUUUAGAAAAUGUGGAGUAUGUCAAAGGCUAUUUUACACAUUAGAGUUAAAAGAGAAGCUGAAAUGUAAAUCAACAGUUUUAGUUGUUGGGACUGUUAAAUUUUCUCAUCCGAUGUACUCAGACAGUGUUACAGUGAGGUCGUUAAGGUCGGCCGUAACCCCGCAUGGCUGGAGAGGGAUGACCACGUGAGGACACAGCAAAAAGGUGGCCAUCUAGAGGCCAGAGAGGCCCUCAGAGAAACCAGCCAUGCAGGCUGGCACUUUGUUCUGGCAACCCCAGCACCCUAAUACAGCCACCAUCCCAGACUAACAGUACUCAAGUAAGAGUCCUCAGCCCCAGCGGUCCCACCCUCCUGCGGGACACAGCAGCUUUGUUCAUUAGUGUGUCCCUGGCCUGCUCCACCUUCUUCAGCCUCCCUCCCCAGCUUAAAAUUCGAAGCUGGCCCUGCUGCUGCUGAUGUGAAGAAGUUCAUAUGUCCUGCCUGACCUACCCAUGAAGAUACAGUGCACACAGCCUGCACAUCCUUCACCCGUCUCUUGGGAUCAUUUUAUGCCUCCUGCUGGGGGCAUCUGCCCCACAGAACUGGCAUCUACCUUUUUACUGGGGGACAAUGGUCAAGGUUUGGUCAUCCUCUCCCCAGUACCUGGUGAGG